Osmerus eperlanus (European smelt) is the source of this 3175-nucleotide messenger RNA. RefSeq names its product interactor of little elongator complex ELL subunit 2 (gene ice2). Gene Ontology annotation, cellular component: transcription elongation factor complex. The transcript has 15 exons. NCBI's taxonomy places the organism in Eukaryota, Metazoa, Chordata, Actinopteri, Osmeriformes, Osmeridae. Bases 126 to 2966 code for a protein of 946 amino acids. Gene Ontology annotation, biological process: snRNA transcription by RNA polymerase III; snRNA transcription by RNA polymerase II; positive regulation of transcription by RNA polymerase III. The record is from RefSeq and is a predicted model, not a curated record.
CUAGGGGGACGUUUUAAAAGUAACACCAAAACAACCAAGCGUGGGAAACGCUUCCCUAAAACCUGGCAGUGUGAUCAACUUCAAUCAGAACGUACUAUUGAUAAAUAACGAUUCAAAGCUACAUUAUGGAACUAAUAUGGGAGGACAUCCCACCCAGUGACGGUCCAUUCUUCACCAGAGAUCUAUAUGACAAGUAUUCUCUUGCCCCUAGUAUCAAGGAACUCUGGGUUCUUAGUCAAAGUCCCACAGUGAACACUGAAGUAAAGAGAGUGACCAAGAACAUUACAAGAAAACCUGACAUUCCUCCCCCCAAAGAGGGAGAGAAGUCCAACAACAGCAAUGAUGGUAGUGCCUGUUGGGAAAGCCAGGACUCUGAGGAUGACCACAAGGACAUUAAGACUACAAUGAACAAGAAGAGCCAAGUCCAGGCAACUAGUGCUUAUCCAGAGCCAAGGGUACCUUUCCCCUGUGUAUCCAGUCUCACCUGCAAAGAACAGAUGCUGUAUCUGCAAGCAUUGACCAGCAAAUCUUGCAGAGAACCUCCUCAGAAUUUGGGUCGUGUGAAUAUUGAGGUGUCCCAGUUCAUGAACUAUCUGCAAGAUGUGGCCCGAAAGUGUGCAGAAGAUUACAACUACAUAUCCCAGGGAGCAGGGUUGUACACAGAGGAGUACUUUAGAGCCUGCUUGGAACGUAUUCAGACCUAUCCACAGCUGUACCUCAUCCAUGAGAUGACCAGUUUGACAGGAGGGACUUUCAGCCCUGACCUCUGUCUGACAUUUGAAAAACUGCUUGUGACCAUGGGCAAUGUGGUGAUUGCAGACCGUAAUUUACUGCCUGAUGAACCACAACUUGCAACGGAUUAUGAGAGUGUUUCAUCAGAGAAAAGUCCUGUUAAAAAAGCCAGUGUUUCACUUGCAGCCGUCAGCAGUGACAGUAAUGCGAAUAAACUAUGUGCCCGGUAUGAACCCCACGUGUGUCUGACCAGAGACGCCUUGGUCAGGCUGCUCAACAACCACGGCCCUGACUUCAGUGACCCCUGGGAGCUACCUUUGUGGGUGAAGACCAAGCCAGGGAAAGGCAGUAGUCAAAGGAAGACUGCUUAUAUUGACUCCCCCCUACUGAAGACAGAAGUGACCAUUAGGGAGAGGAGUCAUAUCUACCAUGAGGAGAGUCUGAUGCUUUCUGUCAGGAAAGAUGGAUGUAAAAAUGUGUCCGACAUUAAGACAGAGAUCCCGCCUUCCAAAAAACUACCCCCUGUGAAGGAGAGUUUGCAAAGAAGUCUGGUGUCAUUUGAGAGCUCCUGCAUGGACUUUGACGUGGAUCUCACUGAUCUGGAGACCUUUGGAGAGUCCUCAAAGUCUUCCGAGAAGCUCACAAGCUUGAAACAACCAAGCCCCGCUGUCAAACCUGAAGGCUCCAUACUCCCCCAGCCUAAAGCGAAGUCUCCAGAGUCUUGCAUCCUAGCUGAGAAGGGCAGUAGUGUUCAGAGAGAAGAAGGGAACUCCUGGUCUGAUACAGAGUCGUCUAAGGAAGAGCCAGCAGAGAAGGAGGACAGCGAUUGUGGCCCUGCCCCCCGCUCUGUCAUACGCCAGGCCAAGAAACUGAGGAUAGACUCGGACGAGUCGGAGGAGGAUGCCCUUUUUGAUAGAGACUCAGAGGACGAGCGGCUUGUCAUUGUUGACCUUACAUCCCCAGACACCUCAGCCAGCAAACAGACAAAGAGACUAGCCAAAACUGCAUCAAAGUUCCUUCCCCGCCACGCAGAUACACCCAUGAGCUCCUCGGCCGAGUCCAUCCACGAGUCCCCACAGAGCCACAGACCCAGCCCUGCCUUACCCCCUUCUGAGGGACCUAAGAGAGACCGCAGGAGGGCCAAGGCACCCCAGGACCAGCUGGGCCAGAUCCUGCGCAUGCAGAAAGCCAUGCUCAAGCCUUCGCAGAGCCAGGCCCAGGAACCAGCCAAAGCCUCCGCUCGGCCCCCAGAAGCCCUCUCUCCGCACCGAGCAGUGGGGCCCCCAGGGCAUGGCCACCCUCAAUCUAUGGUCAAACCCUGUGUGUCCUCCUACCUGCAGAGUGAGGAUACUUUGGACAGGGAGUCUUCCGUUGCUGCCUCCACUGGACCUGUCACAGCUGGCACCCUGCAUGGAGCACAACAGAAAAAGCUGCUGUCGCAGGAUCUGCUGGUGAGUGCGGAGGAUGAGCAGGACUACGAGGCUCCGGAGGAGGGGAACCUGCUCUACAAGCUCUACAGCCUACAGGACCUGCUCGUCAUGGUGCGCAGCUCUGUGGCCCUAGCUCAAAUCAAGACCAUGGGGGUCUAUGGACCCAAGAAGUUUGUGCCAGUGCAUGUUCUGCCCAAGCUGGAGUACCAGCUGUGCUAUGGAAUGGAGUGUCUGACCAAGAGUGAGAUCUGCCAGCUGUGGGCUGAAACUCUGCUCCACUCCAGUAAUGUCUCUUAUAUAGGUCAUAUUGACGCGCUCACAUCGAAGGUAGCACAGCUAAAAAAGCUUCCAGUAGACUGGACGCAGAAGGCUUCGAUGGACUUCAAGCCGUCCAAGUCACUGAACAUAUUGCAUCAUUUACUGAAGAAGAUCACUGUGUUGGAGGAGGGGCGCUAUAUGAUCGGUCAUAAGGCUGGGGAGCCAUUUGUCACCAUCUACAAAGCGGCGGAGGGGAGGAAGGUCAGCCGGGGGGCGUACGACCUGCAGCAAGCCCACAGCAGGCUGCCCCAGCCCCCCACCCAGGGACGUGUGCCCUGGGUGCCUGUUGACCCAGCCAAUGUGCAGCCCUUCCACAAGAAACACGGCAGAGUGCCAUGCACCUUCCCCCCUCGGGAUUUCCAGAAGCAGGCUGUACCCAACCCCAACCAGGGAGUCAAGAAGAAGAACAACAAAGGGGCGCGGGCUAAAAGACGCGAUGUGUGGUUACAAAAGAAGAAUCAGAGGGACAAUAACAGGGACAAGUAACCAGACAGACGUCCAUCUGGUCCAGUGACCGGGUGGUCGGCUGUCCCCUCUGCCGUUCUAGGUCACAAGAUUACUUGGAUAUAAACAACUGUAAGCUCACUUUAUGAGCUUACAGUUGUUUCUUUUUUGGCACUUUGUAUGUUUGAAUUAUGUAUAGUUUGUAAUGUAAAUAAAGUAGGAAAACAGCAAAAACAUGUAUUUAUUUAUUU